AAAUUAAUAAAUUUUCUCAAAGAAAAUAAUAAAAUAGAACCAAAGCCAAAGUUGCGACCUUGGGCAGCCAAGAAGAUGAGCCGCACUUCAAUCCUCUCUCACUUUCUAAACCUCUCCAACACUUCUUCCCCCCACUUGUCAUGUAGAAUUCAGAGUAGAUUCUUGAAAAGGGCUGAAUUGUUUGGUGAUUAUGCGAGCCGGGGUCGUUGCUUUUGUACUUUAUCUGUACCUGAUUCAAAUGUUUCAGAUGAUUCUGCUACUUCUGUCAGGAAGAGGAUAGUUUCUGGUGUUCAACCCACAGGAUCUAUACACCUCGGAAAUUAUCUUGGCGCAAUUAAAAAUUGGGUUUCGUUGCAGGAUAAAUAUGAUACACUUUUCUUCAUAGUUGAUCUCCAUGCGAUAACUCUGCCCUAUGAUACCCGAGAACUGUCAAAAGCAACAAAAGAUACUGCAGCAAUUUAUUUGGCAUGUGGUAUAGACACCUCAAAGGCUUCAGUAUUCGUGCAGUCUCAUGUUCGCGCACAUGUGGAACUGUUGUGGCUGUUAAGUUCUGCCACCCCAAUCGGUUGGUUGAACAGAAUGAUUCAAUUCAAAGAAAAAUCCCGCAAGGCGGGCGAUGAGAAUGUUGGAGUUGCUCUCCUUACCUAUCCUGUUCUGAUGGCUUCUGAUAUACUCUUGUAUCAGUCUGACUUGGUCCCAGUUGGUGAGGAUCAGAAACAGCAUCUAGAGUUAACCAGAGAGCUGGCCGAUCGUGUUAAUCAUUUAUAUGGAGGAAGGAAGUGGAAGAAACUGGGAGGGCGAGGUGGUUCCCUAUUUAAGGUUCCCGAGCCCCUUAUUCCACCUGCUGGUGCCCGGGUGAUGUCCCUUACAGAUGGUUUGUCUAAGAUGUCCAAGUCAGCACCAUCUGAUCAAUCUCGAAUUAACUUGCUCGACUCAAAAGAUGUGAUUGCUAAUAAAAUAAAACGUUGCAAGACUGACUCUUUUCCUGGAUUGGAGUUUGACAAUCCAGAUAGACCUGAAUGUAACAACCUCCUUUCAGUGUAUCAGCUUGUUACAGGGAAAACUAAGGAGGAAGUUGCCCAAGAAUGUCAAAAUAUGAACUGGGGGACAUUCAAAGUCGUUCUUACUGAUGCUCUUGUUGCUCAUCUAAAUCCAAUCCAGGUACGCUAUGAGGAAAUCAUCUCUGAUACAGGUUAUCUGGAUGGAGUUUUGGCGGAGGGUGCUGAGAAAGCUGCAAACAUAGCAGAUACGACUCUCAAGAAUGUGUACCAGGCAAUGGGAUUCUUGCAGAGAUGAGAGUUUGUGGCACCAGCACAUUUGGGUUUAGGAGGCCCGUGAGAAAAUACUUAAAUUAGAAAACUACCGAACAUUCUCAUCAGCAACAAUUAUACAAAGGAGAACAUUCUUGACUGAGCAAAGAGUACUUAAUUAAGAGGCUGGCAUUUUUUCGUGCAAUAAAAUACUUUCAUCCUUCUAGAUAUAGGUGCUUAUAUUUCGUCCAUGGGGUUUCCAUUUGGCUGAGAAUUGUAGCAUGUAGCUGGAUUUUAUCGGUGAAUAUAUAUUUGGGGUUAAGAGCUUUGUUAAGGACCUUAUACGAUGGGAUCAUAAAAUAGUAAUCAGACAGACAGGUCAUUUAUAUGGAAGGCAACGAGACAAUACGGGCUAAUUCUCACCAUUAUUAUCUACACCAUCUUGUCAUUUGUGUGUA
Daucus carota subsp. sativus is the source of this 1708-nucleotide messenger RNA. Its product is annotated as tryptophan--tRNA ligase, chloroplastic/mitochondrial. Gene Ontology annotation, molecular function: ATP binding; tryptophan-tRNA ligase activity. Lineage: Eukaryota; Viridiplantae; Streptophyta; Magnoliopsida; Apiales; Apiaceae. Gene Ontology annotation, cellular component: mitochondrion; chloroplast. Bases 76 to 1296 code for a protein of 406 amino acids. The record is from RefSeq and is a predicted model, not a curated record. Gene Ontology annotation, biological process: tryptophanyl-tRNA aminoacylation. The transcript has 15 exons.